Neurospora tetraspora is the source of this 726-nucleotide messenger RNA. RefSeq lists its product as uncharacterized. The record is from RefSeq and is a predicted model, not a curated record. The coding region runs from base 1 to 726 and encodes 241 amino acids. NCBI's taxonomy places the organism in Eukaryota, Fungi, Ascomycota, Sordariomycetes, Sordariales, Sordariaceae. The transcript is spliced from 2 exons.
AUGGAUUGGGAUAACUUCUACGCCCAUUUCUCCGCCGGCCAGGUGCCAUUGCCUGGUCUUAAUCAUCUGAGCCAGAGCAACAUGGAGGCGAACGGCACCCCGUCUCCUGCCGUCCAGACCCAACCCCAGGAAGCUGCUCAUAACAACCAAAACAACAAUGCCAUUCCACCUGCUCCCAUUGCGCCUGGUGCAGGCGUUCAGAAUGUGCACCACUACAAUGCGCCGGUACAGCUGGGGGGGCAGGGACUCGGCGAACCCGUGCCCAUGUACGUCAACGUUCAUGGCGGCUACGUGAACGGUGGCAACGCGAACGGCGGCAGCGUUAACAACAACCAUUUCAAUGGCGGCAAUAACUUGACCGUCCACGCGCCGCCUCCCAACCCGGCCCCGGCCCCGGCCCCGGCCGUGAAGCCCUGCGAUCAUCCCGGUUGCACCAAUCCGGUGAACCAUCCAGGCCCGAGGGUCAAGAAAUGUGAAGCCCAUCUGGUGAGCAGGGUUGGUCCCGGCCGGGCCGCCAAGAUGGCCGCAUGCCGCACCGCGGGCCUUGACCCCUGCCGUGGCUGCACUUCAGGUCGGCCGCAGAGAGCUCGGGGACAAUCGUGCUGGAAGUGUCACCACACCCGCCUCAAGAAGCGACCUAAGUGGAUGCCCCGGCUGUCUCUGGGAAACCUGCCCUCGCUAUCCGGGCCAGUUUUGAACAAAGUGCCCGCCUUCGGUUACCUCUAG